Molecule: messenger RNA, 1608 nt
Organism: Effrenium voratum
Lineage: Eukaryota; Dinophyceae; Suessiales; Symbiodiniaceae
Source: the annotation of a GenBank genome assembly
AUGUCCGUGAAGCUGCGUCUCUCUCCGCUGGCGUCGGAGCUGCGGCGCCUGCCCUGGAGGUUCGCGCUGUUCGCCUGGGUGUUGCUGGUGACCCUCUCCUGCCUCGCCGUGGUGCCAGUGCUCCGCGAGGCUGUGGGCUUGUCCACCGAGAUGCACCUGGCGGAGCAUCUAUUGCUGAUGGGCCUCGGGGGGAUCUUCGGCUCGGCGCUGCUCUCGCCGCUGUUGCUGCUCACACGCACGGGCCGGCGACGCCACGCGCGAGUCCGCCCAGGUCAGUCCCUUUGCCGGGGCCUCUUGAAGGCUUAUGCCUUUUCGAUCUUUGCGCAUCUCACAGCGGCGCUGGUGAUCCCUCUGCUGGCGCAUUUGGCAAUUUUUCUAGUCGCCUUCUUCCUGGUGUGGCUCGUGGUGAUGCUGGCGCGCUGUCCAAGGCGCCAGGAGCGCGUCAAAGCCAAGCCCAGCUGCGCCGCGAGCCCGGCUGGAGCCGGUUCAAACGCCGGCUAUGGCGCCGCGACCGCGGCCCCGGCAGCUCCGGCGGUUCCGGCGGUUCCGGCGGUUCCUGCGGUGGCGGUGUCGGCGCUGAUGAUGUUCCUCCAGAGCACGGCGCUGGCGUGGGUGCGGCCGGACGAGUCCUCCGAGCCUCCCAGUUUGGCCACCGAGGAGGCGGGGAAACGGGAACUGGCCAAUCUGCUGGACCUCAAAGUGGUGCAGCUGAAGUUUGCCUCGGCGAGUCAGUUGAAGAAGCACUUCAAGGUGCCCUGCGCUUCCUUGGCUUUCCCCCAGAGUGUCUUGGUGCUGGUGCACCCCAAGCUGCGCCAGCUGGCGCCCGGCGCUCACGUGAACCUCGGGGGGAAGGCUGCGGUGUGGUUUGGAGCCACGCGGCUCGUGGGCGGGCGCCUGGAGGUGCUAUCUACGGACAGGCAGCAAAACAACAUCCGCUUCCUGGAUCAGCUCAGCAACCGCGGCGUGGCCGCGCAAGCGCCGCAGCCUGUGCUCGCGCGCUGCCCUCGCUGCGACAACGACGCCGCCGCCGCCUCCGCGCCCACGGAGAAGACCUGGCGCUGCAACGCCUGCCGCGGCGAUCCGGAGCACGUGAGGAACGUGCGCCGAGCCGUUGCCGCGUACCGCAUUGGCUGGAAGAGAGCGGAGGAGACGCUGCAAGCGAUGCUGCUCUCUGCCAUUAAGCGGGGCCACGCAGAGGCAGCGUGGAUCAGCAGCAAGGCGCUGGCGCCCUUGACCCAGCCGCGCUUCCUGGAGGCAGCGCUGCGGGGGAGGAGGCCAGGUCUGGUGGCCACUGUCCUCGGCUUCAGCGCGGAGGAGGUGCUGGCGCAGGCGCUGAGCGCAGCGCAGAGCCACUGGCUCAACACGGGCCGCGACUUGGCGCUGAUCCGGCGCACCCUGCGGGAGGCGCGGGCCGCCCUGUUCCUGAACCAGAAGGAUGAGGAGCUGUCAAGCGCCCUCGUGGAGAUCUUGCGAGAGCCCCCACUACGUUUGCCCUGGCCAGCGGUGGAGACGAUACGGUUCUUCAUCUUCUGUCGCGAUGCGAAGGAGCUUCUGCAGACCACGAAAUUGGCACUGAGCCUCACCGAUGGCAUGCACAUCCGCAGCUGA